This is a messenger RNA of Onychostruthus taczanowskii (white-rumped snowfinch), 2262 nucleotides long. RefSeq names its product phosphodiesterase 1B (gene PDE1B). Bases 1 to 1755 code for a protein of 584 amino acids. The transcript is spliced from 14 exons. Gene Ontology annotation, biological process: signal transduction. NCBI's taxonomy places the organism in Eukaryota, Metazoa, Chordata, Aves, Passeriformes, Passeridae. The record is from RefSeq and is a predicted model, not a curated record. Gene Ontology annotation, molecular function: 3',5'-cyclic-nucleotide phosphodiesterase activity.
AUGGAGCCGCCGCGGAGCCUCCCGGGGCUGGAGCGGGAGCGCGGCGCGCUGGACGCGGCCGGAGGGUGCCCGUCCCCGCUGGACGCCAAGGCCGUGCCCGGCAGGAAGGUCUGGGUCAAGCUGCGGGCGCUGCUCCGUUUCCUGGUGAAGCAGCUGGAGGCGGGCGAGGUGAGCGUGGAGGAGCUGAAGCGCAACCUGGAGUACGCGGCCUCGCUGCUCGAGGCCGUGUGCAUCGACGAGACCAGGCAGGUGCUGGACACGGAGGACGAGCUGCGGGACAUGGGCUCGGACGCGGCCGUGCCCUCCGAGGUGCGCGACUGGCUGGCGGCCACCUUCACGCAGCAGGCGCGGGCCAAGGGGCGCCGCGCCGAGGAAAAACCCAAAUUCCGCAGCAUCGUGCACGCCGUGCAGGCCGGCAUCUUCGUGGAGAGGAUGUUCCGCCGGACAUACACGGCCGUGGGGCCGAGCUACUCCUCCUCCGUCCUCAACUGCCUGAAGGGGCUGGACCAGUGGUGCUUUGACGUGUUCUCGCUGCACCGCGCGGCCGAGGAGCACUCGCUGCGCACGGUGGUGUUCGAGCUCUUCACCCGCCACAACCUCAACAGCCGCUUCAAGAUUCCCGGCGCGUUCCUGACGUCGCUGCUGGAGGCGCUGGAGGGCGGCUACGGAAAGUUCCGGAACCCCUACCACAACCAGGUGCACGCGGCCGACGUCACCCAGACCGUGCACUGCUUCCUGCUGCGCACCGGCAUGCUGCACUGCCUGUCCGAGAUCGAGCUCCUGGCCAUCGUCUUCGCCGCCGCCAUCCACGACUUCGAGCACACGGGGACAACGAACAGCUUCCACAUCCAGACCAAGUCGGACACGGCCAUCCUGUACAACGACCGCUCGGUGCUGGAGAACCACCACAUCAGCGCCGUGUUCCGCCUGAUGCAGGACGAGGAGCUCAACAUCUUCGUCAACCUCACCAAGGACGAGUUCGCGGAGCUGCGGGCGCUGGUCAUCGAGAUGGUCCUGGCCACCGACAUGUCCUGCCACUUCCAGCAGGUCAAGUCCAUGAAGACGGCGCUGCAGCAGCUGGAGAGGCUGGACAAGUCCAAGGUGCUGUCGCUGCUGCUGCACGCGGCCGACAUCAGCCACCCCACCAAGCAGUGGGCGGUGCACAGCCGCUGGACCAAGGCCCUCAUGGAGGAGUUCUUCCGGCAGGGGGACAAGGAGGCCGAGCUGGGGCUGCCCUUCUCGCCCCUCUGCGACCGCACCUCCACGCUGGUGGCCCAGUCGCAGAUCGGUGAGUCCGGGCGCGGUUCCUGUCCCUGUCCUGUCCCUGUCCUGUCCCCAUGCCAUCCCCACGCUGCCCUCGGUGUGUCCCCAGCAACGCCGUGUCCCCUCCUGUCCCCAGGGUUCAUCGACUUCAUCGUGGAGCCGACGUUCUCGGUGCUCACCGACGUGGCCGAGAAGUUGGUGACGCCGCUGGCCGAGGACGGCUCCAAGGCCAAGGGCAACCCUGCGGCCACCCAGCAGCCCAGCUCGCAGUGGCGGCAGCCGUCCCUGGAUGAGCACCUGGAGGUGGGGGACAUCAAAGCCGACCUGGCCGGGUUCCGCUCCACCUGGACCAAGCACAUCCAGGAGAACAAGCAGAAGUGGAAGGAGAGGGCGGCCAGCGGCAUCACCAACCAGGCAUCCAUCGAUGAGCUGUCCCCGUGCGAGGAGCCCGCGGCCACCGGGACCCACAGCGAGAACGGGGACGUGGAAUAGCGGCGGGAGGAGCCAGGUCCUUGUCCGGCGAGUGACACCGUCUCGUCUUCGAUGCCAUCGAGUUCAGCACCAUCCACAGGGCAGCAGCCCCCGGGGCCGGGCUCGGAUGGGUGUCACCGCUGUGCCAGGACCGGUGUCACUGCUGUGCCAGGACCGGUGUCACCUCUGUGCCAGGAGUCCCUGGGGCUGGGCUCGGAUCGGUGUCACCUCUGUGCCAGGACCGGUGUCACCACCGCGCCAGGACCGGUGUCACCUCCGUGCCAGGACCGGUGUCGCCGCUGUGCCAGGAUCGGUGUCACCUCUGUGCCAGGACCGGUGUCACCACCGUGCCAGGAGCCCCCCGGGCUGUCCCCUCUGUCCCGGUGUCACCGGUCCCUCACUGCCACCCCCGGCCCCCGCCGGGCUCGGUCCUUUGGGAUUUUUAAAAACGCUUUUCCCGCGCGGGAGGGCCUGGGGCGGGGACGGUGGCGCUGGGGACAGCCAGGGGGGGACAAGCUGGGGACAGCC